This is a messenger RNA of Salvelinus namaycush (lake trout), 2038 nucleotides long. Its product is annotated as riboflavin transporter 2-like. The transcript is spliced from 3 exons. Bases 548 to 1879 code for a protein of 443 amino acids. Gene Ontology annotation, molecular function: riboflavin transmembrane transporter activity. Gene Ontology annotation, cellular component: plasma membrane. NCBI's taxonomy places the organism in Eukaryota, Metazoa, Chordata, Actinopteri, Salmoniformes, Salmonidae. The record is from RefSeq and is a predicted model, not a curated record. Gene Ontology annotation, biological process: riboflavin transport.
UCUUAGCUGAAAAGGGAUUAAACUAAGGUGACAUGUGUAUCGGAUGACUAACACAAUUGUAUAACUUUUAUGGUUAAUGCAUGCCUGCAUUUUAACUAAUAACAUCGUGGUUCUGUUACAAGACGUUAGUUGGUUUACCUGCAUUUCAGUGGAGAAAGUAAAAACACUUAGAUUCGAGGCAAGUAGACUUUUUAGAUUUUGGGGGUACUAAAUGUCACAUACCAGAGCAAUCGUUGAGUAAACACAGGAAUAAGUCACUAAGCUGGAAGGAGUGUUCCUUACCAGCUGCACGGGGUGAGUGAGUUUCCUUUUCAAAUAGAUGUGGUUGAGACGUGUGUUUGUCGGCCGUUGUUCUGGAUUUGCAUCAAUUCAACAUUGGAACACAUUGCUUUUUUUCUUUACGUAAAGUACAUUUCUGUGAAUAACAGGCAAAGUAUAAAUAUAACCUGUGUUCAUUUCAUUGUAUUUUAUGCUGCCCUAACACUUAUUUCUAUCUCAUUCUAGAAUCCACUUCCGAGCACACCAGUGUUCAGUUCCCAGAUUCACAAUGUCACUUUUCAUCCAUAUAUUGGCCUGCCUGUUUGGCAUGGGCUCCUGGGUGUCUAUCAACGGACUAUGGGUAGAGCUGCCUCUCAUCGUGCCCCAGAUCCCCGAGGGUUGGUACCUGCCAUCCUACCUAUCCGUCCUCAUCCAGAUGGCCAACGUGGGGCCCCUGUUCAUCACCCUCAUGCACCGCUUCCGCCCCGGGGUGCUCAACGAGACAGUGGUCAUCUAUGUGAUCAUCUCCCUGGGCAUGGUGGCCAGCUUUCUCCUGGCCUUCUUCUGGAAGGAGACGCUGGUGGUGGCGGGCGUCCCUCGCAGCGUGGCCCUCCUCCUCCUUACCUUCUUCCUCUCCACUGUGGACUGCACCUCCUCUGUCACCUUCCUGCCCUUUAUGAUGCGUCUGAAGCCCCAGUACCUCACCACCUACUUUGUGGGGGAGGGUGUCAGUGGCCUGCUACCCGCCCUGGUAGCCCUGAUCCAGGGGGUGGGGGUGGUCCACUGUAACAACUGCACUCGGAUGAUAAAUGACACUGGCUCAGUCAGUCUUAUCUACGAACUUCAGGCUCACUACCAGCCGGCCAACUUCUCAGCUGGGGUGUUCUUCUUCUUCCUCGGUGCCAUGAUGUUGGUGUGCCUGGGAGCCUUCAUCCUUCUGAACUACCACCCUGCCGUGGCCCGAGAACACCCAAAUGCCCGCUACCCUAACGGGGUGCUGGAGAAAGGCGAGGCAGCUCAGAUGAACCCGACAGAGCAGAAGGCCAUGAUCAAACAGUCUGGUAUCAAGCCCAAAAGCUGCUUUGGGACCGGGACGUACAGCCGGAUACAGGUGCUGUACAUGUUCUUCAUCCUGGCCUGGGUCAAUGGACUGACUAACGUUGUGCUUCCCUCAGUGCAGUCCUACGCUUGUCUGCCCUAUGGAAACAGUGCCUACCACUUAUCGGCCACCAUGGCUGCGGUGUCCAACCCUCUAGCCUGCUUUAUUGCCAUGUUUUUCCCAACCAGGUCCUUAUUGCUGUUGGGGGCUCUCACAUUGUUUGGCAGUGGGGUUGGAGCCUACAUUAUAGGCAUGGCAGUGCUGAGUCCAUGUCCUCUGCUGGUCAAUGAAACCUCAGGAACCUUCCUCAUUGUGGGCUCCUGGAUCUUCUUCAUCCUCACUUUGUCCUAUGUUAAGGUGAUCAUUGGAGUUAUCCUCCGUGAUGAGGGCCACAGUGCCCUCGUGUGGUGUGGAGCAAUGGUGCAGUUGGGGUCCUUCAUGGGUGCAGUCACCAUGUUUCCCUUGGUCAGUGUGUAUAGUUUAUUUUUAUCAGGAGACCCAUGUAAUACAAAGUGCCCUUAAAUUAUGCUAAACAACGAUGAUCCAGGCAUAUUCUGAGAAACAUAUUUGAUUAAUUAUUCCGAAGCAUGUGUACUUCAUUAGUAAAAUGCAAUUGAACAACUAACUAGUGAGGUGAACAGAAUUCAACCAACUUGUCAUAGUAAAGUAAGGUAUACCCUA